AUGAGUAACAUCUACCUUCUGGAGCCGCAUACAAAUGGCAAGGUCAUUCUUCACACGUCCUAUGGCGAUAUCUCCGUAGAGCUCUGGUCCAAAGAGGCUCCCAAGGCCUGCCGCAAUUUUAUCCAGCUCUGCAUGGAGGGAUAUUACAACGACACCAUAUUUCACCGUAUCGUCGCCGGAUUCAUUAUUCAGGGAGGAGAUCCCGAGGGCACAGGACUGGGCGGCGAAUCAUGUUUCGACGGCGGCAAACCCUUCCAGGACGAAUUUCAUUCCCGAUUGAGAUUUGUUCGUCGUGGUUUGGUUGCCAUGGCCAAUUCUGGAGUACCCAAUGAUAACAGGAGUCAGUUCUUUAUUACACUCGACGCUACCCCAGAACUACAGAACAAGCAUACCAUCUUUGGCAAGGUCGAAGGAGACACGAUCUUCAAUGUAUUGAAGAUCGGGGGAUUAGAGGUGGAUAAGGACGAGCGGCCGCUGUAUCCUCCCAAGGUCACCAGCUGCACCAUCAUUGUAAAUCCAUUUGACGACAUCGUUCCCAGGAUAUCGAGGCAGGAGCUUGAGGCCACUCGACUCAGAGAGUUGGAGGCUCAGAAGAAACCUGAAAAGCAAAAGAAACUGAAAAAGAACGUAGCAUUGCUGUCGUUUGCGGACGAGGCUUCCGAUUUGAUAGCCGAUGAACAAGGAACAAAGAAAAAGAUUCUCAGCAGCCACGAUCUUCUCGAGGAUGAUCCAACAUUGAGCCGAGAGGUCGGUACGAGUCUGGUAUCGGAGGAUCGAGCAUCCAGUGAAUCCAAGGACAGGAAGAAACGAGAAUCCAAUAGCGACAAGGAUGAGUCAGAGCGGAACGACAGUGACCGGAAGAGACGUGAACAGGAGGGCGAGGACGACCAGGAGAGCGCUAAUGCCUUUGAUCAACUCGCUCCACUUUCCGAGGCAGAGCGCAGACGACAAGAGAUUCAAAAGCUGGAGAGCGACAUUCGCAAGAUGCACAAUCGCGACGGAGAUAUCGAAGCUGACGCCAAGAAGAAAGACAAACUUUCAAAGGUAUCGCUUCUGCAACUGGAGCGCAACCAGUACAAAACUCGAGGAGAGGCCAAAGGUGGAAAGAGAUUGAAAUCGUCAAAGUCCGGAUCUAAUUCAGACAAGCAGCGCGAAUUGCUCGAGAAACUGUCAGCGUUUGAGGCUAAAGUGUUUUCCGGUGCUCGAGAGCCUGAACCGAACCCAGCUCCUAAGAGAAAUGAUGCUCCGCCAUGCAAGAUUCACGGCAUCCCCUCUUGCGAAUCCUGUUAUGACGCCACCCCGAAGAAAAAGACUAAAAUCACGGAGGACGCCGAUGACAACGAGGAGGGCGCGGCUUCGGAAGAUGACUCUGAUAACGACUUUGGAUGGAUGCAGCACAAGCUAGUGUUCGAAAAGGAUCUGAAGGGUAAGGAGGUUUCUCUGUCGGCCAAGCGGGACGAUGUGAAUGAUUAUAUUGUCAUCGACCCACUGAAUAAGGCUUCCGCCACGACUGCUGCUAGGAGGUCAGGGUAUGAUCGUGAUGAGCGAACUGGCCGAGAUAGUCGAGGUGGACGUGAUAAUCAUGACAGCCGGGACAGCCGAGAUGGUCGCGACAAUCGUGAUAGUCGAGAGAGAUACCGUCGCUGA
This is a messenger RNA of Gamsiella multidivaricata, 1647 nucleotides long. RefSeq names its product cyclophilin-like domain-containing protein. Gene Ontology annotation, cellular component: catalytic step 2 spliceosome. Gene Ontology annotation, molecular function: peptidyl-prolyl cis-trans isomerase activity. The transcript is spliced from 6 exons. Gene Ontology annotation, biological process: protein folding; protein peptidyl-prolyl isomerization. Bases 1 to 1647 code for a protein of 548 amino acids. Lineage: Eukaryota; Fungi; Mortierellomycota; Mortierellomycetes; Mortierellales; Mortierellaceae. The record is from RefSeq and is a predicted model, not a curated record.